AAUAUAAUGACGUAAUUGAUGUUAGAUAACGGAUAGAUACAGUAUUUAGAUAAUGUUUAUUUCGGUCGAUGAGUAUACACCGGCGAAAGCUUGACCAGAGAGAGAGCGUUUACUGGCUCUGUGUUAAGAUGGCAGAAGAUGGAGUGUGCCACAAGGUUGUGGAUAACGUCGAUGACUGCGUCAAGGCUGUCGAUGACCUCCUCCAGGAGCCUGUCGUUGCUGUGGACUGCGAGGGAAUCAAUCUUGGAAAGAAGGGCCCUCUCACUCUUCUGCAGGUGGCCAAACUAGACGGUUUUGUCUACUUGUUCAACGUGUUCGUUGAGCCAAAAGUCUUCACUAAAGGCCGACUGAAGUCGUUUCUGGAAAAUCGAGACAUCGUCAAGGUAUUUCAUGGGUGCAGCGGUGACAGCGCCGCCCUCAAGUGUCAGUUUGAUGUCAUGCUGAUCAAUGUUUUUGACGUGCAGAUGGCUCUUUUCAUCAUUGAAAAAUCUGAAGGGAGACAACUCCCAUAUGCCCGGAAGUUGAUGGAUGUUUGCAGCCGCUACACUGACGUCACUUCCCUUGAGGGAAAAGAAGACGUCACAGCCAAAUUGUACAAAAGCAAUGCUGCUUAUUGGGCAACAAAAGAAUUUACACCGGAAAUGAUCGACUACGCAUGUGCAGAUGUACGGACUUUGAUACCAGAGGUGUAUGAGAAACUGAAAAGCAUACUUGACGAUAAGGAUCUCUGGAGAGGUUUCAGGGAAAGGGUAGAUUACGAGCUGAACUUUCGGUGGAACGAAGCAGUGAAGUCAAACAGCGACGAAUUCAUGUCAGUCGUGAGGAAGGUUCUGCGCCAGUUUGAAUCGAAGUACGCAAGCGAUAUCGCUUUUGCUGAUAUUUCGGAUGAAGAUGACAUUCAAGCUCUGAGACUGGUCCGAAUCACAGAAAUUGACGGGUUCCCUGUUCUUGUCAGGAGGUUGAAAAUCGAAUUUCUCAAGAACGAGCUGAAGACGAUAGAAGAAGAGAUGACUUCACAAGGGGACUCAUUUAUUGCGACUUAAUAUUACUUGAAUACGUUCUAUGCAGCAAAGAGAAGCAAGAACUCAGAACUGAAGAACUCGGCUCAAAGACUACAACAAAGAGCAAAUGACAUACUCAAGAAAGACCUGGUCGUCAAAUACACGGAGCUAACUCCAAACGACCAUCUGAAAGAUGCAGAGAGAAGGUUGUUACGAGAUCUCCCUGUCUCAACCGGAACCAGCUCAGCUGUCAACCCCGUCCUCCGCCAUCUUUACAACGUCAGCAUCGACAGCGACGUGGAGGAAAUUGAGACUCUGAGGCAGAAGUUCCGGCGUGAAGGCAGUCGUUUCAGACUUAACGAUGCCGACCACCGACAGUACAAGUACUUCAUCAGCGCUCCUGGAGUCCCUUCAAGGCUUAAGACAAAGGCCAAGCUAUUUCUGAACGAAUUACAGGAGGCUGGGGUGGUGGCAGCUCCAAGGAGGAGGUCGCGGUUUCUGUUUAGUGUUUAGAAUUGCCUCCACCAACUAGUUGUAAUGUCUGUUAUCAAAUAUGCUUUUGUUACAGUAAUGAAGAAGCCUCAUUCCACAAAUAAUGUCUCUCAAAAUACUCCAUUUGUGAAAGUAUUCCAUAAUUGCACAUGUUACGAAUGAAACUGAUGUGUCUCCCACUUGCAUUUUUUUACUAAUUUGAUAAUUGCACUAUUUCCGGAUGAAGCGGAUUUGCUUCAGCCCUUUAGGCUUAUCAAGUACCUUUACAUAUAUGUUGUAUUGUGAAGGUAAGCUACAGAACACUGAUGCUGUGAUACACUGCUUUGACAGAUGGUAUUGGAGGUUUUAGUGUUAGAACAUGAAAGCAUAUGUUCAAAAUAUAUGUUCAGGGUUCACUCAGGCUUGAAAAAAACCCUGAAAUGUAGACAUUUUACCCUGAAAAGGCUCUCAAUUCGUUUUAGCUUUGAAAAGGCUCUAAUUUGCCCUAAAAGGCCCAAUAUAUAUCGAAACUUGUCAACUUCUGAUUUUACAGGAAACUAAUACAUGAGGAAAAUACCUUGCAA
Molecule: messenger RNA, 2056 nt
Organism: Haliotis rubra (blacklip abalone)
Lineage: Eukaryota; Metazoa; Mollusca; Gastropoda; Lepetellida; Haliotidae
Product: piRNA biogenesis protein EXD1-like
Exons: 6
Coding region: 69-1043 (324 amino acids)
Biological process (GO): nucleobase-containing compound metabolic process
Molecular function (GO): nucleic acid binding; 3'-5' exonuclease activity
Source: RefSeq, a predicted model, not a curated record